AUAAAAUUUGUUUCACAAGCAACCGAAGCAUAACAUGCAAACGGAGCAUUAUGUAAUUAAUAAAAAUUACGAAAAUUUACCGAGCACAAGCAAGCAACAAACUAGUGAUCUGGACAUUGGUAAUUGUCAAGGAACAGAAAAUUUUCACCGAUUUGUUGUUGAAACAUUAAUAUCUUUAAAAUUGAAAGUCAAUGCAGUAGACAGAAAUGUAAAACUUCUUUUGCAUAAACGGUCAGUUCCUACUAUUGACACAGAAGAAGGGGAAGAUGACAUUUUUCAGAAUUUAUCAGUUAAAAGUGACAAUGAACUUGAAAUAAUAGAAACAAAGUUAAAGAAUGACUCAACUUAUAGAAAAAAUAUGAUUAAACAAUUGGUUCGAGUUGUAUGCGAGGAUUUAAAAACAUCAUGUAUAAGAUUAAUGAGACAAAUCUUCAGCAAUGAAUUAGCCAUGAAAUACAGCUGGUAUGGAGCGAAAAAGAAAAAUAUCUUCAGCAACUUACAAUUGUGUAAAGUAAUUAUAUGUGUGAUAAGAAAGUCGCAUACAACUGCAACAGAUGAACAAAUUUCUGCUCCCAUCAAGAUCUGGCUGGCUCAUGCAAAGGAACGUGCAAAAAAACAAAAAAUAAUUGAGUUAUUUUAGAUUUUAC
Messenger RNA from Harpegnathos saltator (Jerdon's jumping ant), 647 nucleotides. RefSeq lists its product as uncharacterized. The transcript is spliced from 4 exons. The record is from RefSeq and is a predicted model, not a curated record. NCBI's taxonomy places the organism in Eukaryota, Metazoa, Arthropoda, Insecta, Hymenoptera, Formicidae. Bases 35 to 640 code for a protein of 201 amino acids.